Molecule: messenger RNA, 7116 nt
Organism: Varroa destructor (honeybee mite)
Lineage: Eukaryota; Metazoa; Arthropoda; Arachnida; Mesostigmata; Varroidae
Gene: tup
Product: LIM1_Isl and LIM2_Isl domain-containing protein tup
Biological process (GO): neuron fate specification; axonogenesis; positive regulation of transcription by RNA polymerase II
Molecular function (GO): DNA binding; DNA-binding transcription factor activity, RNA polymerase II-specific
Source: RefSeq, a predicted model, not a curated record
GCCGCUGCUACACUACCGCGGCCACUGGCGCCACGACAACAGCAAUAGCUGAGACCAACAGCAGCUGCACGAACUGGUUCCUCGUAGCGGCAGCGGCGCUUCCCGCGCCGGUCCUGUCUGUGUCCGACUGGGUUGAGAUGUGCGUGUGCCGAAGCGUCGUGUGAAGAGUGACGAGAGUGGUGUACUCGAGGGUUCGUUGUGUGAUUGCUGGCCCAUCCAUAGGCCAGUGGCUGUGCGCCGCGCGCGUCUCUGCUGUGUGACCGGGUGGCUGCCUGCCUGACUGACAGCGCUGGUUGGCUGGGUACGACCGGCUGCCGGCCUGAAACUGCUGUUCGAUGGCCUGUUGGCCGUCGUGGUGGCGAGUGUUGCUGACGGUGGUAACUGCAAGCGAAAAGCAGGCGCGGGGCGAAACGAAGGGAGUACAGCGCUGGGGUAGUGGAGUGCGUGGCAGUGCUGCUGCUGCCAUUGGCGCAGGGCAGGAGCUACAGUGGUGUUGGCUGACUGGCUGGCGGCGCCAGUGCUGACUGAGUGGGCUCUCGUGGAGGCGCCUAGGACAACAACACAAAGAAAGGAUCCAUGUAGGACGACACAACGCGACACACACGCGGAUAGUAGAGAGCGAACGAACAGGGGACUACGACACGGGUGAAACACAGAAACGCUCUCGAGCCAGUAGCCCUCAGAAAGCUUUCACUACUACAACAAUCACUAUUACUAGUGCUAUUCGUGGGUGUGUGUGUCUUGUUGUUGUAGUGAAACGAUGUCGAUAACAAACACGUACUAGCUUCCUCCGCCACGGCAACAACAUACGAUUGACUGACUAACUGACAACUUACUUGCAGAUGUUGACUGGUCAGGCUGAGACCCUGUUCGAAUCGUCCAAAUACGACAAUACUGUUAUCGGGCAGUGUACUAAGGUGGACGACGAUGGUAAAAGAAAUCGCAGUUAGUCGGAGCUCCCAUCUUUCCCACUUCUUUAUUAAAGAUAGAAGAAACAAGAAAAGGGGCGACGAUCCUGAUAAAGUGGUUUCAUCAGCCUGCUGAUUCACCGCGGACUGAUUGAUCCUUGCACCUUCUUUAUUUACAGCAGAGAACGCAGAUAGAAUAGACGGCCAAUAGCCAUCGGAAGCGCAAAAACAAUGACAGUCAAUACCUCCGUUUGACUUCAUUCGCCGAUCUGAUUAGCAAACUACUUAAACUUAGUAAAAUGAAACAAAAAAUAAAGAGAAACCGUCAAGUGGAAAUCAACAGAGGCGAAGUGUGACAGUGUCCGCGCGCGAGAGCACGUCUUAUACUGCUGCUUACCUGGGGGUUUGUCAGAUGUCGACAACUGGCUUUUUUUUUUCAGACUGAGUAACAGCUGCGACAGCUGUAGCGCUAAUGGUAAUCGUUUAGUGGUCCUGUUGUGGAGAGUUGGGUGUUCAUCGCUUUAACAGGUGACUCUCACCGGAGGUGGGGUCGAGAAGUGGAUAAUAAUAAUGCCGACGACAAUGAUUCGAAUCAUUUCGAUAGUGUAGGUGGCGAUGUACCUCUGCUGAUUAGUAAAUGUUCAUGUGUGUUUCGAGCGUGCUGUCUUAAAGGAGCGAUUACGUAUCCGUUUAUCUGUGCCUGUGGUCAGAAGUGUUUGUUCUGUGCGUGUGUGCAAUGGUGUGGCUGUUUCUCUAUUUAGAACAUGGUCUGUAGGGCAGUCGACUCGCGCGUGCUGGCAGAACUACGCCGGUCAACAAUAACGAGACCCCUGUAUCAAUAACGACAACGUCAAUAGCAAAAGACAAGGACGAAGUGGACGCGAUUCGUUCCGUGCGGUGAACGUGCAACGUAACACACACGAAACGUUGUUUGCAGAAACUGUCUGUGCUGGUAGUGCGUUUUAAGUUCGGAACGAAUUACCAGUAGAUUUCUGGAGUACGUACAAACAGCGAGAUUGUCUGUAUGGUAUUGUACGGAACAAUAGAAGAUGGGCAACGUAACGUGCUUCUUAUUGUCUCCCGGAAGUGAGUACAUAAUGAGCGUACAGUGUGAUUGAGUGACGUGUUGACAAUAACGCGAGCCCAUAAAACGGGAGGCCACAACGUGCGUCCAAAUCCAUUGCGUGUAAGUUAAGGUGGCGGAGCUACUUGUGAAAACGGACGGACGGAUGGCAGUGAAAGUGGCAUAGGUGGUGAAUUGAAGACAGUGUGUCGACCAUACGUGCUGCUAUCUGCUGCUGCUGCUGCUGCUGCUGCUACCGCUUCCAACAACGAUACCAGCUGCAGUGCUGCCGUUGCUGCCGGUGGUUUGCUGGUCACUUCGCUGGCUGGCUGACUGGACCCCCUCGUACGUCGUAGGGAGGAGGGCGGGCGCCAGGGGUGCCCGCAAGAGGCGCGGGCGUUGUGGCGUGUGUGGCGCUCGGCACCACCCUGGGGAGCCUGGUUGAGUGGGGAGGCGGCGGCGUCGGCGGCGGGGAACAACUUGGUACAGGCCCCUUGGGUUCUCACGCGGGCCCGCCACAGCCGCUGGGUGGGCCCCCGCACCCGCACGGUCCACACGGACAUCAUACCUCGCGGGAACUUCGCUUUGACGGGUUAGACUCGCCCGGCCAACCGCUAAGUCCCCUGCGGGAGACCCUCCGCGAGUCUCUCCGGGACCCGCUGAGGGAUCGGGCACCCCCGCAGACCACCGAAGGUGGCCCAAAUCCCCUCAAUACACAACAGCACGGUCAGCAACAAGAGCUGCUAGGCGGCAAGCUGGAGCUUCUCGUAAAUCUCCAUGGGGACAUGAACGACCGCCAAAGUCAAAUUUGUAUGGCGGAGCGUCGCGUUGGGGGCGUCGGAUCCGGGGGCGGCGGAGCCCGUUCCCAAUGUGCCGGUUGUGGAUCGGCUAUCCGAGAUCCGUACAUCCUUCGGGUAAGUCCCGAUCUCGAAUGGCAUGCCGGCUGUCUGCGAUGCGCCGAGUGCGCGCGUUUCCUCGACGAAAGUUGCACCUGCUUCGUACGCGACGGAAAGACCUACUGCAAGAGCGACUAUCACAGGUUAUUCGGUGCGAAGUGCUCAAAGUGCGGUCAAGGCUUCAGUCGUAGCGACUUCGUUAUGCGCGCGCGGGGCAAGAUCUUCCAUAUCGACUGCUUCCGCUGCAUCGCUUGUUCGCGACAGCUUAUUCCUGGUGAUGAGUUCGCGAUUCGGGAGGAUGAGCUGUUCUGCAAGGCGGACCACGACGUCCUCGGGGUGGGCGGUUUGGUCGGGGUUGGAGUGGGCGUGGGAAUCGGCCUGGGAGCGGGUCUCGGCGGCGGCGGACCUGGUGGUCUAGUGGGGGUGGUAGGGGUUGUAGGGGGGGCAACGACUGGUGGUGCCGAAAUGAAGCAGGAAACGCCAGACCAGUCGCCCCUGCCAUUGUCGCCGGCGAAAGGCGCGUCCCAAAGCGCAGGAGGUGCCCAAACGCCCAAUGGGACCGCCAACCCAAAUGGGGGCGGUAGCGGUGGACCUAAUGGUAGCAGCACUCCAGUAAACAGCCAGCUAAGCAGCUUGAGCAACGACCUGGCCAGCCAAUACUACUCGGAUGACUCCACGCACGGCUCCUCGGUAGUCUACUCUUCAGUAAAGAGCGAACUGACGGACGCGGUCCAAUCGGUGGGUGGCCCCCGGGGCGGAGGUGGCGGUGUUGUCGUCGGAUCGAUAUCGUCCGUUGGGGGGCCGCCCUCGGCCGGCGGAGGGCAUGGCGGCGCGGGCGGCGGCGGCAACAAUAACGGCGUCGUCGGCGCCGGGGGCGCUGUCCGGUCUCAGGGGCACAAAAGCGGUCGGAACGGCGGCGGGGAACACAAGCCGACCAGGGUGCGAACCGUGCUCAACGAGAAGCAGCUCCACACCCUGCGGACCUGCUAUGCUGCUAACCCGAGGCCGGACGCCCUGAUGAAGGAGCAGCUCGUCGAGAUGACAGGCCUGUCCCCCCGGGUGAUCAGGGUCUGGUUUCAGAACAAGAGGUGCAAGGACAAAAAGCGCUCCAUCAUGAUCAAGCAGAUGCAGCAAAGCGAAAAGGACGGCCGUCAGCUGAGCCUGGGAGCCCUGCGUGGAGUGCCGAUGGUCGCCACAUCUCCCGUUCGCCACGAGCCCGGCCAAGGCCCGCUCGGGCAGGCGCUCGAUAUUCAUAGCUACCAGGCGCCCUGGAAAACUCUUUCAGACUACGCCGUCAAUCACCCUGACUCCGACUUCGAUCCCAAUAGUCCGCAAUUUAGACAACUUGUUAACCAGAUGCAUGGUUACGAUCCCUCCGGGCCGGUGGCGAUGUCUCUCGAUUCAAGCCACACUUAUCUGGCAGGAUUGGACGAUUCAACGUGCCAUCUGCUUCCGCGUUCGCCCUCGGAAAUGUCAUCCACCACUAGCGACUAGCCUACAGCUGCAGCUCUACAUGCGCCCCUACUAUCUUUACUACGACAGUCCACUAAUCGGGCAACUGCACUACCUAUUGCACAACAACAGCAACAUCAUGAACAUCAAAUAUCGCAUUAUAACAACAACAACAAUAGGGCAUCUUCCUCACCGUCGCCGACGGACGUCGCCACGCUAGCGUCGCUUUGCAAAACACUUUCAACUAUUCCUGCUGCUAUUACUGCUGGUACUUUGAAUAUCGUUCCUGUCCUUCGUCCUGCAACAUCAGCAUCGAUUGGUCAUUGCGAUGGUGAUGCUGUCGAUGAUGACGAUGACGCAGUUAACGACGGCGAAAGACCACCAUCGACUGAAACAGCGGCGCCUGAAUUGACCGCCGUUCAGCAUCGUGGCAGUCGAAGAAGCCGCGGGACUCGAGGCAUUCGUGGACUUCAUGGGGCUCGUGGAGUUCGUGGACACCGUCACAGCGGAUCUAGUGGUCAUCAGGCGACGGCAAUCCAAGUGGCAAAACGAACCGGCGGCCGGAGAGGUAGACGAGGCAACGAUUAAUUAAACAACCGGGUUCGAAGUAAGUUCGGAAGGCAAUGACCCAACCAGCUUAUAUAUCAUUCGGAAAAGGAAGCUACGUACACUGAAUGGAUAGAUCAGAUGAACGACGAAAAUGCAAGCCAAUGAAAGAAAGCUAUUAGAAUGAAAGGCAGAGAAUUUCGUGAUCGACUAACGACCAACCAUAGAUCACAUACGACACGGUGGUGCCGGGAAAAAUCAGUAGGAAAGUAAUGCUUCUGCCACUACUGAGAAUUAUAUGAGGAAAUAAUAAUACUGAUCAUAAUAACAAUAAUAACGAUAGUAAUAAUAAUAAACAAUAGUAGUUAUAAUAACACUAUUCAGUGUGGCAUUUUUCCUCAAAAAUAGUAUCGGGUAAUGACCCGGCCAUCGGAAGGUUUGGGGGACAUUGUUUCUGAUGACUACGUCCGCGGUCCGGAAUAACGAGUAAAACUGUGAAGAUGUCGAUAAUGAAUGGACGGUGAUGGCGAUGGCGAUGCUGUACAGAUGUACAGAGACAAUAAAACACGAAGCAUCUUGUUCCGUAAACGCAACCAGCAAUGGCGUCGUAAAGGAUAAUGAGGCAUAAGCAAUCUGUGAUCCGGGAUGGUGAUGAUGGAAUAAGGCUAGCGCAAUGGGGCUUGAGACUGAAACUGAACUACAGAAACUAACUGGCGGGUACCAGAAGCUCGGAUGAAGUUUACCGCCAGAGAAAAUCAACGGUAAAAAGAUACCUAGGAGAGAAAGACUUAUAGCGAUGUCGAUGAAAACCACAAAACUGCUGACAUGAAGCCGAACCUGGCGGCCAUCGGACCAUUACUGCAACUAUAAUUGUAGCAGAAGUGACUUCAAUAUGAGAACAGGCAAAAACUUGCUAUGAAAAGAAAAAGAUCAAUAGAAAAAGGAGAGAACCAAGGAAAAGAUAUUCCUAACAAUGUACUUAAUAUAUUAUAUAUAAAUAUAAACAAAUAGAUAAAUAUGGUGAGGCGAUAUAUAUAUAUAUAUACAUACAGGGAACGAGAGAGAGAGAGAGAGAGACUCACAAAUUAUUGGGGCUCUUGUCAAAUAUAGCUACCCGGACAGCACUAACUAUCCAGCGAUUCAACAUCGGAGGAAGCAGAUAAGUGGUGAUCGUCGAUCAAUUGUGGUACACUUAAGAGUAGAAAUAAACGCUUAUUAUAGCUCAUAUUAUUAUGAUAUAAUCUAAAGGGAAAAAAUAAUUAGGUGGGCAUUGCCGUAAGCACUUGUGUGCAUUGGUCCGCGCACGUUCGUUAGUACCAUACGUUCCGAUUCAAACCAAAGUUAUCAACGUUGGUAGUAUGAUGAUCACAUAUGAAACAGUCAACAUCUGCCUUCUCUGUAUGUGUAUGUGCGUGUACAUAGCUGAAUCACGAAGGUCCAUAAUGAAAAGACAACAUUUGUCAUCUAGACUUGCUAAGCGGGCAAGCUGCAUUUUGUGUACAUAAAAAAUUAAUAGCCUAGAGGAAAGAUUAUACCGUUUGGGCAAAAGGAAGUAAAGAUUGGUGGUUAAUGGGUGUGUACUAGAAAGAGCAAACGGACAUAACCAAGGAAAUGUCAAUCAAUUACAAGAAUACGAUGAGGGUGCGUCAGGUGACAGGUGAACUUGAAAUAGAAAUUAAAAACGGAAUAAUGAGAAACCUCGAUUUGUCGCGUCACUCUGAACCUCAAUUAAAGUACCGGUAUUCGAAAUCUCUUACCACAUAGACGCGUAUUCUAAAACGCCAAAGAUGCGCCUGGUGGUUAAUGGAGGGAUAUCGGCACUGAGUUGAUACGGACGAAAGACGCUUGAAGCGAUGGCAAAUCGAGGCAGAUGAAAAAAUCGCGAAGAUCAAACAAGAGAGAGUGACCAGGUAAAACGAGGUUUGGGCAAAGAUGAGAACGAUAGUAUCGUGUAUUUGUAGAGUAUGUAAAGACGGUCAAUGGUGUGGUCCCAGUGAUUGGAAUAUUAAGGAAGUUCUAGACAAAGGGUCAGCCACAAGCUGAGAGUGCAUUUCACAACUUGUACCGAUUCACACAUUGUCAUUGACACUGUCGGGAUUGAGAUUGUAACAUCAGUAGUCGUCGGUCCUGAGCAGUCGCCAGAUCGGAUGGCAAAUGAGUAAGGAAGAGAGAAUUCCGAUUCUGGCGGAUCAACCAGGUUCGACAUUAAUCUUAAAUCAUGAUGAUUAAGAAGAAUAAACUGAUUGUGGUU